Colletotrichum acutatum is the source of this 909-nucleotide messenger RNA. RefSeq lists its product as uncharacterized. NCBI's taxonomy places the organism in Eukaryota, Fungi, Ascomycota, Sordariomycetes, Glomerellales, Glomerellaceae. The transcript has a single exon. The record is from RefSeq and is a predicted model, not a curated record. Bases 206 to 781 code for a protein of 191 amino acids.
AUCCAAGAGACACGGCUACCUCAUGAUGCCAGGCCGGUGCUGCAGGUAAUGUCAUGAAGCAUUACUCGCCAGCAGCUCAUACGACACAUUUCCCGCCAAGCUAGGUAGCCACCGAAGAGUCAGAACAGGGGAUAGACGAUGCGAGCUCCAUUAGCUUACUGCAUGGUACCGCAACUGCUGUUGCUAACCAACUAACUUGCUGCUGAUGCUGAUGCUGUUCUGGUCAGGAUGGGGAAGACACGCUAUGCAACUGGGUGGGUUUCACAUCCUUCAGCCCAACUCUUCUCCUUUUGGGUGGCUUGCUCAUUGCUCACUCACCCCAUUUUCCCAUGCCUACCCUUACAUUAGUGCAUCUAUCUGUCUCCUUUUCUUUCUUUUACAUGCAUCCACAGCCUCCUCGUCUUUCGUUUCGUAUUCAACCCUAUGCUUGAGGCUCCAAGACCUGUACAAGUACUUGAAGUCAGCCGCACGCUGCUCAAUUGAAGCUAGGAGAGCACGCGACAUCUCAUCUCUUCUCUCUCUCCAUCUGAUAUAUAAGAGCGAAAAAAAGAGGAGCUCCCGUCGCCCUACGCCCACGGUCCCUGUCCCACACACACACACACUUGGGCAGAGAGAGCCCCUCAUUCCCCGUCCCGCACGUUUUGUCUCAACUUCAAGCUCCAAAACCCCACCUCGAGUCCUGUCAGCUCGCACUUUCGCAGUCAAGUUCAGAAUCAACAGCGACAAACCCAGUUCGAGUGUCCAAAAGUCUCCAGGCGACUACCAUGUCUCUCCAGGUUGACGACCGAGGCCGUCGCACCCGUUCGCGCUCGCCUGGCCGUCGCGAGCGCAGUCGGAGCCCCGCGGUCCCCGCCAUGGUUGAUCCCCCGCGCGAGCCCAGCUAUGCUUACCCGGAAGACGACCUCGAUG